Molecule: messenger RNA, 2405 nt
Organism: Varanus komodoensis (Komodo dragon)
Lineage: Eukaryota; Metazoa; Chordata; Lepidosauria; Squamata; Varanidae
Gene: LRRC40
Product: leucine rich repeat containing 40
Exons: 15
Coding region: 109-1932 (607 amino acids)
Molecular function (GO): protein binding
Source: RefSeq, a predicted model, not a curated record
CCACUACGUUAGAAAAGGCGGAUCCGCCUGAGGUGAGGUGGGCGUCACGUUGUGUCCCUUGCCGCUGCGUUCUCGGGUUUGGUCAGGAAGAGGAUCGAGGUGGGCGCGAUGCCGGGCGUGCAGAGACGAGGCGGGGGAAGCUCCCUCGCUGGAUUCCGGCGAAGCGCCAGGGAUGGCGAGGCGAGCGCGGAGCGGGUGCCUCAGGGCCUAAUCCGAGCAGCCCGAAAGAGCGGCCAGUUAAACCUCUCUGGCCGGGAGCUGACUGAAGUACCUCUGCAUGUAUGGCGGAUAAAUUUGGAUACUCCAGAAGAAGCCAGCAAAAAUCUUUCUUUUGGUGCUGCUGAUCGGUGGUGGGAGCAAACUGAUCUCACCAAACUAAUCUUAUCUUCCAACAAACUUCGGUGUCUUUCUGAUGAUGUGAAACUCUUGCCUGCACUCACUGUGCUGGAUGUGCAUGAUAAUCAACUGAUAUCUCUUCCUGCUGCUAUAAGAUCACUGGAAAAUCUUCAGAAACUUAACGUGAGUCAUAAUAAACUGAAAGAAAUACCAGAGGAGCUUAUCCAGCUAAAGCACUUGAGAAGUCUGCUUUUACAGCACAAUGAAUUGUGUCAUUUGCCUGAUGAAUUUGGACAGCUUGCUGGUUUGGAAGAAUUGGAUAUUUCCAGCAACCACAUUUCUAGUAUCCCUACAAGUUUUGCUUCCCUUACAAACUUGGUUCGUCUUAAUUUGGCUUGUAAUCAGUUGAGGAUUCUACCAUCAGAAAUCAGUGCAAUGAAAAGUUUAAAACAGCUUGAUUGUACUAAAAACUACUUGGAAACUAUACCUCCUGAACUAGGCAACAUGGCUUCAUUAGAACAACUUUAUUUAAGGAGAAACAAAUUGUGCUACUUCCUAGACCUUCCUUCAUGUACAUCUUUAAAGGAAUUGCAUCUUGGUGAAAAUCAGAUUGAAGAAUUAAGACCUGAACACCUAAAGCACUUGAGUUCCUUGUGUGUAUUAGAACUUAGAGAUAAUAAGCUGAAAUGUUUGCCUGAUGAAAUUACUUUAUUACAGGGAUUAGAACGACUAGAUCUAUCCAACAAUGAUAUCAAUAGCCUUCCUUAUAAGGUAGGAAACCUUUCUCAGCUGAAGUUCCUGGCAUUGGAAGGAAAUCCUUUAAGAACAGUUCGAAGGGAUGUUCUACAAAAAGGGACACAAGAAAUUCUGAAAUAUCUUAGAAGUAAAAUACAAGAUGAUGAUGCCGUUAGUCCCAGUGGAGAAUUGCCUGCAAAUGCAAUGACUCUCCCAAGUCAGUCAAAGAUUAACAUGCAUGCUAUAACUGUAUUGAAAACAUUGGAAUAUAGUGGGAAACAGGCGGCUGUAAUUCCAGAUGAAGUACUGGAUGCAGCUGGGAGCAAUCCCAUCACCACUGUAAAUUUCAGCAAGAAUAAUCUAGUGGAGAUUCCAGUAAGAAUUGUGGAACUAAAAGAAUCAGUCUGUGAUAUUAAUUUUAGUUUCAAUAAGCUCUCUUCUAUUUCCUUGGAGCUCUGUGUGCUUCACAGACUGACACAUUUGGAUAUCAGAAAUAACAGCUUGAUGUCACUGCCUGAUGAAAUGGAAGCACUUCCAAAACUGCAAAUAAUAAAUCUUGCCUUUAACAGAUUCAAAAUAUUUCCAAAUGUCCUUUAUCACAUCCCAACACUUGAAGCAGUGUUCCUUGGCAAUAAUCAGGUUGGAUCCCUGGACCCUCUGCAACUAAAGAAGUUGGACAGGCUUGGCACCUUAGAUCUUCAAAAUAAUGAUCUCUUGCAAAUACCACCAGAACUUGGAAACUGUGUCAAUAUCAGGACACUUCUGCUGGAAGGCAAUCCUUUCCGGACUCCUCGAGCAGCAAUUCUUGCCAAGGGUACAGCUGCUGUGCUUGAAUAUCUAAGAAGCAGGAUUCCUACAUGAUUCAUUAUUACUGAUUUGAACUGAAAUGUGCUAGAUCUUACUCUCCCAAGGAUGAAGACAGUAGCCCUUAUGCUAGAGAGCUGUUUGAAUUAGCAUAACCCCUAAGUUCACAUGCCGGCAUUAUUCUUCAAGUCUGAUUUACUGAGGACUUUUAUCUUUUUUGCAACCAGUUCAACAAUCUAUUGCAUACUUGUAAAAUAUCCACAUUUAUGUUAUAUUUGUGGAUUUGUCCAGCAUGGAUUCAAGGAAGAAUGCUUCAUUACUCAAGGAGCUGCUGAUGGUUGUAUCCAUGAACACCCUGCUUCUCUCCCUGCCUCCAUGAAGAAAUAUGUCUAAUGUCAGCCAACAUAAUAUGCACUGAUCUGGAUUUGCUUUCCACACACUUGCUGCUCAAAAUGACUUUUUAUUAUUGUCUGAUUUUAAGAGCACCACAAUUUGUUCAAAGAAUAAAAAACUGUAUGUUUUAAUCUGCA